Solenopsis invicta (red fire ant) is the source of this 2999-nucleotide messenger RNA. RefSeq names its product U3 small nucleolar RNA-associated protein 14 homolog A. Lineage: Eukaryota; Metazoa; Arthropoda; Insecta; Hymenoptera; Formicidae. The record is from RefSeq and is a predicted model, not a curated record. The transcript has 7 exons. Gene Ontology annotation, cellular component: nucleolus; small-subunit processome. Gene Ontology annotation, biological process: rRNA processing. The coding region runs from base 322 to 2919 and encodes 865 amino acids.
GAAGCUAACCUCAAACAUUGCAUUUUGUUGGUUUUACGCGCAAGGGUUAUGAUCGUCAUAUGGUCAUACACGUGCUAAGUCGAGACCGACAACGUGUUAAGUAUUUUGUCUGAGAAAUUUUGCCGAUGCAAUUUUGCAUUGUUUGAUACCCCACAAAAAUAAAAUAAAAUAAUAUGACCAAAAUUCUGACCGAUUUAGAAGUUAGAAGAGGUUAGAGCCUAAGAUCAUUUAAUUCAGAAACAAUCAAAAGGCGUUCACCACGUGGUGCGUCGUAGAUUGACUUGUAUUACGAUAACAGGGAAGCUUUCUGUGGCCGGCAAGAUGAGCGACACGGAAAUGGAUGAGAAUUUAUACGAUAGCGAUCAGGAAGUCGCCAAACAUCACUCAAAUCUUGUCGAGGCUGUGACGCGGCUCGACAAGAGACAAAGAGUGAAGAAGGCAGAACGAAGCGAACCCAGUUUAGAAGUGUCAGAGUACCAUCUCGUGAAAAGUGGAGUAACAGAUCAGAAUACGGUGCAUACGCGUGAUCUGAUCAAGCAUUUGGAGCAGAAAGGAGAUCAGAGCAAUCUCAUUAAGAAGCUGCGAUACAUUCAACAGAAGAACAAAGUUCUUGCCAAGCCAUUGGAGAAACCAGCAGCUGAAAGGAUUAAAAGGACAGUUGGUUAUGACAAAGUCAAGGGAGAGUUGGACAAAUGGAACAGUGUAAUAACUAGAAACCGAACAGCUGAACAUCUGGUCUUUCCAUUGAAACAUAGUGCACCAGUGAAAGAUGCUCACGAUUCAAAGAUUUCUGAAUUUUUAAAGGGCUUUAGCAUAAAGUCUGAUUUGAUGAAGAAAUUUGAACAAGUUGAUCCAACAUUGCUAUAUCCAGCUGACAAGGAAGAGGAGAAGGGUAAUAAAUAUAAAAUGACUUUGGAAGAGGUAAUCUUGCGGAGGAAGGAAGCUGCUAGGUUUAGAGCACAGCAGUCAUACAAAGAAGCGAAAGCACAUCGUCAGCGUAAGAUAAAGAGCAAAAAGUUCCAUCGAAUCCAACGUAAGGAUAAGAUCAAGCAGCAGUUAAAGGAUUUCGAAAAAUUGAAGGAUAGUAAUCCAGAAGAGGCUCUGGCAAAGUUGGAGCAAUUGGAUAAAACUCGUGCCGAAGAGAGAAUGUCUUUGAAACAUAAAAACACAGGCCAGUGGGCUAGAAAUAAACAGAUCAAAGCCAAAUAUAAUAAAGAGACACGACAGAUACUUUCUGAACAAUUGGCCAUUAGUAAAGAAUUAACACAAAAAGUUAAGAGAAUAGACAGUAGUGAUGAAGAUGAAGAUGAGGAAGACGAGGAAAAUAUGGACAAUAUGAAAGCUGAAGAAGAUGAGAUGGUGUUAAAUGAGGAGGAGAACAAUGUAAAGACCGAAUCUGAAAUUAAUGAUUUUAUUAAGCUUUGUCGGAAAUACUAUGAUAAGAAACAACAGAAAGUAGAAACAAAUGAAAUUUCGAAUGAGAUUAUACCAGAAAAGGAAAAGGAGACGUCAAGUCACAAUGAAGAGAGUAAUACACAAACGAAUACAAGUGAUAAGAAAAAUAAACUACGCAAAAAUAAGAAAAGUACUUUGAAAGCAAAUAAAAGUGAAAUAACAAGUAAAUUGUGCAUUAUUGAGAAAGGCAGUGAUUCGCAAACAAAUAUAAGUGAUAAGAAAAAUAAAUCUUGUAGCAAUAAGAAAAAAAGUAUUUUGCAAGCGAAUACAAGUGAUACGAAAGGCAAAUCAUGUAGUGAGGAAAACAAUACUUCAUUAGCAGAUACAAGUAAUACAAAAGUUAAAGUUCGUAAAGAGAAAAGGAAUAAAGAAAGUUCUAUACCUGAUUGUGAAGAUACUACGCAUGUAAGGAAAUCAAAAAAAGAAAACUCAAAACGCAAACUGAAUCCGAAGGUGCAAGAAGUGAAGAAGAAAUUCAAGGCAAACGAGAAGACGGAAAAGGAUGAAGAAGAGGAAAAGGAAAAUGAAAAUGAUUCGCCGAGUCUCGAAUUCGAAGCUCCCAAGCGGAAACCUAUUUUGAAUUCUCCUUUGGAAGAAACGACUUUUAGGGAACAUGUACAAAAGGAUAGUGAUCUGACAAGUUUGAAAGAAAUAGCAAAUAGCGGACAGAAACCAAUUGACACUGAUAGUCACGAAGUAGAGAUAGAUCCGAAAAAAUAUGUAAACAUAAAGCCCAAACAUUUAAUGACCCAUCUACCAGACGUGACCACAUACGGAGAUGAGGACAGUGAUCAGGAAGAAGAGACGCACAAAAUAAUGAGCGAGGCAUUCGCGGACGACGACGUUGUCGAGGAAUUUAGGAAGGAGAAGGAAGAAGAGAUGAAGAAAUCGCAGCCGCAGAGUAUUGAUUUGAGUCUACCCGGAUGGGGCAGCUGGGGAGGACCAAACAUCAACAAGAGUAAAAUAGCUCGUAAGAAGAGUCGAUUUAUAUUAACUGUUCCCAAGGUACCGCCACGUAAGCCCGAGAACCAGGGAGAGGUCAUAGUAUUUGAGCACGAAAACGAAAACUUGAGAAAACAUCUCGUCAAGGAGCUACCACAUCCGUUUACCAGGGUCAAGGAUUUUGAAGCGAUCAUUAGAGCUCCCGUCAGUAGGACCUUUGUCCCAAUGAACGCCCAUGUGCGGCUCAUUCAGCCGACGGUGAAGACCAAGCUCGGACAAAUAAUUAAUCCGAUGGACGAAAAUGAGUUGUUGAAGAAGCAGCCAAUAGUAAAGAAACCACUAAAGCGUAUGAAGAAUGAUAAAAAAAAUGCUGUAAAGAACAACGAUGCAAAGAAUAAUAAAGAGAAGAAGGCUGUAAAGAACAAUGCAGAGAAUAAAAAAGAGAAGAAUACUGUGAAGCACAAUGUGAAAAAUGAUAAGAAGAAGAAUACUGUAAAGAAAAUUAAGAAAAAAGAAACAUAAACAGUACUAAAUGUAUAAACUCUAUAUUGUACAAUUAGUGUAUAUAAAAAUAUUUUUGAAUUAUAUUGAUUAGUGAUUUA